UGCCGGGGCUGCCUCGGCUUCUGCCUGAGGGAAAGGCGCAAAAGCGCAAGCGCCGGGGAGACGCUCCAUUGGCCGCCUCCUCCCCGCUAAGGCCCGGCGCUCCACGCAAUUAGCCUGAGCCAAGCGCGCCUUUUCGAGGCGAGAGAGAGAAGGGGAAAGAGUUUGCUCGCGCCUUCAGUGCAGCUGCUCGUCAGGGGAAGCCGCUGCUUCGCCUCCUCUGCUGCCUUAAUCGUAGCAGCAGCAGCAGCAGAAGAAGAAGCGAGCUCGGCUGACGGAGCGAGGCCGCCGAGAUGUUCGUGGCGCGCAGCAUCGCGGCCGACCACCGCGACCUCAUCCACGACGUUUCCUUCGACUUCCACGGGCGGCGCAUGGCGACCUGCUCCAGCGACCAGAGUGUCAAGGUUUGGGACAAAGGUGAAAAUGGAGAAUGGCACUGUACUGCCAGCUGGAAGACACAUAGUGGAUCUGUGUGGCGUGUUACAUGGGCACAUCCAGAGUUUGGACAAGUCUUGGCUUCUUGCUCUUUUGACAGAACAGCUGCUGUAUGGGAAGAAAUAGUCGGAGAAUCAAAUGAUAAGCUUCGAGGGCAAAGUCACUGGGUGAAGAGGACUACUCUGGUUGACAGUAGGACAUCAGUUACAGAUGUAAAGUUUGCUCCUAAGCAUAUGGGCCUCAUGCUGGCAACAUGUUCAGCAGACGGAGUUGUUAGGAUAUAUGAAGCACCAGAUGUUAUGAAUCUCAGUCAGUGGUCACUUCAGCAUGAAAUCUCAUGUAAACUAAGCUGCAGUUGUAUUUCUUGGAAUCCUUCAAGCUCUCGCGCUCAUGCACCUAUGAUAGCUGUAGGAAGUGAUGACAGCAGCCCAAAUGUACUGGCAAAAGUUCAGAUUUAUGAAUACAAUGAAAAUACCAGGAAGUAUGCAAAAGCAGAAACACUUAUGACAGUUACAGACCCUGUGCAUGAUAUUGCAUUUGCUCCAAACCUGGGAAGGUCCUUCCAUAUAUUGGCUGUAGCUACCAAAGAUGUGCGAAUUUUCACAUUAAAACCACUAAGAAAGGAACUGACUUCUUCAUCAGGCCUGACAAAAUUUGAGGUUCAGUUAGUGGCUCAGUUUGAUAACCACAAUUCUCAGGUCUGGCGUGUAAGUUGGAACAUUACAGGCACAGUGCUUGCAUCUUCAGGAGACGAUGGGUGUGUAAGGCUUUGGAAAGCUAACUACAUGGACAACUGGAAGUGUACUGGAAUUUUGAAAGGUAAUGGGAGUCCAGUCAAUGCUAGUUCCACUCAGCAGGGAGUUUUUAAUGCUCCUUUAGGCACAGCCAAUUCAAGCCUCCAGAAUUCAGUAAACGGAACAUCUGCUGGCAGGUCUCUUUGACUUCAGCCUCCUGUGCUGUCUCCUGCUUCCUGAGACUCCUUGGGAACAUGACCCUCUUCCAAUCCUGUUCUGCAGUAGCUCUAGGCAACCACUUUUUAAAAUUAGCUUUCAACACAAGAGUCUAUUUUUGGCCCGUCCUCACAAACUUGAUUCUGAAAGGAACCAUUGUUGAGGAAUCAACUUUUUGUAUAGGAUUGCCUUGGGCAGCUUCAUACAGCCGCAACCAUUUGAUGGACACAAUUCAGACUAUAUGCUGUAGAUUUAUGUUUUCCAUGCUUUUACCCAAAAAUAUGAGUGCUAGAAACACGGCAUUCUAUAAAAUUUAAGUGGUCAUGUCUUCAAAUCUGUUCAGUUAAACAGGGUUCUUGUGUUUCCAUUUCUCCCUUAUCUCAGAGUUACAUUUCAGAGGAAAUUUUUGUAUUCCAGGGCACAGCUUCGGAGUCAGAAAUAGUAAAUCUUUCAUAAUGAGAUGUAUACUUGCUGUUGGGUGGAAAACCCCUUUUGAAAAUGGGGCUGAACUCAGACAUAUUGUAUUGCCCUGAUGAUUCUAUAUAAACAGAUAUGUAAAUGCUGAGUUUUAGAAGCAGGCUGAUAUGAUAGAAUAUUGUUAUUAUUGCUCAGCAUCCUGGUACUUUUGUUAGUAACACUACUAGUAACACUACUAACACUUUUGGAGAUCAAUGUCACCAACAUCCUAUGCUUAACAAGGAAAUAAUUAAAAUUGUUUUGAGAAGUGAUUGAAAAGAUUAAAAUUUAAUAAACCUACCAAAUACUG
Messenger RNA from Lacerta agilis (Sand lizard), 2148 nucleotides. It is a transcript of the gene SEH1L, whose product is annotated as SEH1 like nucleoporin. Gene Ontology annotation, cellular component: nuclear pore outer ring; Seh1-associated complex. NCBI's taxonomy places the organism in Eukaryota, Metazoa, Chordata, Lepidosauria, Squamata, Lacertidae. The transcript has 9 exons. The record is from RefSeq and is a predicted model, not a curated record. Gene Ontology annotation, biological process: positive regulation of TORC1 signaling; cellular response to amino acid starvation. Gene Ontology annotation, molecular function: structural molecule activity; protein binding. Bases 291 to 1373 code for a protein of 360 amino acids.